Molecule: messenger RNA, 4296 nt
Organism: Choloepus didactylus (southern two-toed sloth)
Lineage: Eukaryota; Metazoa; Chordata; Mammalia; Pilosa; Megalonychidae
Gene: MRTFA
Product: myocardin related transcription factor A
Biological process (GO): smooth muscle cell differentiation
Source: RefSeq, a predicted model, not a curated record
UUCAUCUAUCUUAACUUGAGCGCUUUUUGGUUUCCUGUCGGCAGUAAUUCAACUCUGUGCUAUCUCAGCUUGCCUGAAGGGUGGAUAAAUUGGUGCCUGCACUGAGAAGGGGAGUGAGUUCUCAUAGACUGAUUUGAGCAUAAGGCACAUGAGAUUGAAUUUAUGAAGGAUUUUGGUAGCUUCUGAAGACAUCUUUUUUCUGUGACUUUGAAUUUCUUCAUUCUGUUUGUGGCUGUUGUUUCUGAGAACAAUCUGUCAUGACUCUUCUGGAACCUGAGAUGUUAAUGAUGGCUGUACAGUCAGUGCUGCAGUUGAAACUCCAGCAGCGCCGGACUCGGGAAGAACUGGUGAGCCAAGGGAUCAUGCCGCCUUUGAAAAGUCCAGCUGCAUUUCAUGAGCAGAGAAGGAGCUUGGAGCGGGCCAGGACAGAGGACUAUCUGAAACGGAAGAUUCGUUCCCGGCCAGAAAGAUCAGAGCUGGUCAGGAUGCACAUUUUGGAAGAGACCUCGGCUGAGCCUUCCCUCCAGGCCAAGCAGCUGAAGCUGAAGAGAGCCAGGCUGGCUGAUGAUCUCAAUGAGAAGAUUGCACAGAGACCUGGCCCCAUGGAGCUGGUAGAGAAGAACAUCCUGCCUGUGGAGUCCAGCCUGAAGGAAGCCAUCAUUGUGGGCCAGGUGAAUUAUCCAAAAGUAGCGGACAGCUCUUCCUUCGAUGAGGACAGCAGCGAUGCCUUAUCCCCUGAGCAGCCGGCCAGCCAUGAAUCCCAGGGCUCGGUGCCGUCACCCCUGGAAGUCCGAGUCAGCGAAUCACUGCCCAGUGCCACCUCUGUGUCCCCUACUCAGGUUGUAUCUCAACUUCCGAUGGGCCCGGAUUCCAGAGAAACACUGUUUCUAACAGAGCAGCCACCCCUGCCUGCCCCACCUCUGCUGCCUCCCAGCCUCACCAAUGGAACCGCUGCCCCCACUGCCAAGCCCACCCCAACGCUAAUUAAGCAAAGCCAACCCAAGUCUGCCAGUGAGAAGUCACAGCGCAGCAAGAAGGCCAAGGAACUAAAGCCAAAGGUGAAGAAACUCAAGUAUCAUCAGUACAUCCCCCCGGACCAAAAGCAGGACAAGGGGGCGCCCCCUAUGGACUCCUCCUAUGCCAAGAUCCUGCAGCAGCAGCAGCUCUUCCUCCAGCUCCAGAUCCUCAACCAGCAGCAGCAGCAGCACUAUAACUACCAGACCAUCCUGCCCGCUCCACCAAAGCCAGCAGGCGAGGCUCUGGGAAGCAGUGGGACUCCCCCGAUGCGUAGCCUCUCCACCCCCAAUGGCAGCUCCAGCUCAGGCACCCCUGGGCCCAGUGGGCUGGCACGCCAGAACAGUGCCUUGCUGACUGGCAAGCCGGGGGCCCUGCCCGCCAACCUGGAUGACAUGAAGGUAGCAGAGCUGAAGCAGGAGCUGAAGUUGCGAUCUCUGCCUGUCUCAGGCACCAAGACAGACCUGAUUGAGCGUCUGCGUGCCUACCAGGAUCAAAUAAGCCCUGCUCCAGGAGCCCCCAAGGCCCCUGCUGCCACUUCCAUCCUGCCCAAGGCUGGUGAGGUGGUGGUAGCCUUCCCGGCAGCCCGGCUAAGCACGGGACCAGCCCUGGUAGCAGCAGGCCUGGCCCCAGCUGAGGUGGUGGUAGCUACGGUGACAAGCCAUGGAGUGGUGAAAUUUGGCAGCACAGGCUCUACGCCCCCUGUAUCUCCCACCCCCUCAGAGCGCUCACUGCUCAGCACGGGUGACGAGAACUCAACACCUGGGGACACCUUUGGUGAGAUGGUGACAUCACCACUGACCCAGCUCACCCUGCAGGCCUCGCCACUGCAGAUCCUUGUAAAGGAGGAGGGUGCCCGGGGUGGGUCCUGUUGCCUGAGCCCUGCACGGGCAGAGCUGGAAGGGCGCGACAAGGACCAGAUGCUGCAGGAAAAGGACAAGCAGAUCGAGGAGCUGACCCGCAUGCUCCGGCAGAAGCAGCAGCUGGUGGAGUGGCUCAAGCUGCAGCUGGAGCAGGAGAAGCGGGCCCAGCAGCCGGCCUCUGGCCCGGGGCCAGCCCCCGUCCCUCUUGGCACCUCAGUGAAGCAGGAGAACAGCUUCUCCAGCUGCCAGCUGAGCCAGCAGCCCCUGGGCUCUGCUCACCCCUUCAGCCCCAGACCGGUAGCCCCUACUGCCAACCACACAGACGCUCUUGCCCUGGCCCUGGUGCCCCAGGCCGUGGUGGUGAAGCAGGAAGCUGUGCUGCCCGAGCCCGAGCCCAUCCCUGCCCCUGCCCCUGCCCCUGCCCCACCGCUGCUUCUGGGCCCACAGGGCCCCAGCCCCAUCAAGGGGGUCACCCCUUCCACCCUCAUCACUGACUCCUCAGGGACCCACCUUGUCCUCACCGUGACCAAUCAGAAUGCAGACAGCCCCGGCCCACCCAGUAGGAGCCCCCAGCAGAGAGGCCAGCUGUCCCCCACCAAGGUGGCAUCAACAGCUGGCUCCUUGAUGCUGCCACCCUCACAGCCCAGACCUUCUACUCAGUCCAGUUCAAAGCCCUUGUCCCACCCUGGCUCUCCAGGGCCUGGCCCACCAGCCCAGAUGGACUUGGAACACCCACCGCAGCCCCUCUUUGGGACCCCCACUUCUCAGCUGAAGAAGGAGCCACCUGGCUAUGAGGAAGCUGUGAACCAGCAAACCAAACAGCAGGAAAACGGUUCCUCAAGCCAGCAGAUGGAUGACCUGUUUGAUAUUCUUAUUCAGAGUGGAGAAAUUUCAGCAGACUUCAAGGAGCCCUCGCCCCUGCCUGGGAAGGAGAAGUCCCCCCUGACAGCAGCCUGCAGGUCCCCCCAGGCUGCACAGCCCUCACCCUGCACUGAGCUCCCCCAGCCUGCCCCGCCCCCGCUGGGCUCUCCCUCCCUGCCCGGGCGCCUGGAGGACUUCCUGGAGAGCAGCACGGGGCUGCCCCUGCUGACCGGUGGGCAUGAGGGGCCGGAGCCCCUGUCCCUCAUCGAUGACCUCCACAGCCAGAUGCUAAGCAGCUCUGCCAUCCUGGACCACCCCCCCUCGCCCAUGGACACCUCGGAAUUGCACUUUGCCCCGGAGCCCAGCAGCAGCGUGGGGCUGGACCUGGCGGACGGCCACCUGGACAGCAUGGACUGGCUGGAGCUGUCAUCGGGUGGCCCCGUGCUGAGCCUGGCACCACUCAGCGCCACGGCCACCAGCCUCUUCUCUACAGACUUCCUCGAUGGCCACGACUUGCAGCUCCACUGGGAUUCCUGCUUGUAGCUCUCUGGGUUCAGAGAUGGGGGGAUGUGGAGGGCAGCCUGGAAAUUGGGGUGCUGUGGAACUGUAGCUGGCCUGACUCCUGCCUGACUCAGCCUCUCCACGGGGCUGAGUCUUGACAGUCCCCAUCCCUGCUUUUUCCUCUUCGCUGGAGGCUGGAGCAGAGGGGUCCCCACACUGGGCUCAGGCUUACCAGGGGCAGAGAGAAGCCUCUAGGGGCAGCUCUGGGUCCUGCCCCGGGCUGGUCAGGCCCUGGCUGGGGCACUUCAGCCUGAUGACCUUCCCUGAGGUCUGAGGUCUGCUGUCUGGCUGCAGUUUGGCAAAGGAAGGAGAGGAGGCCCAAGGCUGAGGUGGGUGGGUGGGGUUCCUCUCCUUCCUUCACAUCCCCCUUCCCUCCGAGGGAAGGAACCAGCCUGGAUCCCUCCUUCCUCGUCCCUGUGUCGGCCAGCCCCAGGCUCUCUGGCAUUUCAGCGUCUUGGUGUAGCGUAGCCAUUUAGUGGUUGGUGGCAGAAAGUUUCUGUACAGGUGUAUAUACCUCUAUGUUAUGUAUCUACAUAUAUACACACACAUUAUCUAUACACGUAUUUUUUUUGGAGGGGCGGGAGUGUUUGCCAGCUCCCUCCCAUCCCAUGUGCACACACAGAAGGACCCUGUGUGUGCGCGCGUGUGUGUGUGUGUGAUGUGGAGCCUUCCAGCCACAACCCACACCCUAUCUGUCCUGCUUCCUGGCUCCUUAUCAGUGCCACAAGGGCAGAGGUGCUUCCUGGCCCUGCUCCUACCACGAGCUUGCCACCCUGCAGCCUCCCUGCGGCCAGCACCCGGCCGGGGAGCUGAGACACACACAGGCAGCAGCUCUGACCUCCUGCCCUGGGGCUGCCAGCCUCAUGCUCUGGCUUGUCACAAUCAAUCACUCCUAGGGGAUUUAAGGAUGGGGUUAGGGACAGUCACCAAAACAAGGGCUGGGACAGAGGUGGGGAAGCUGUGUGAACAACUUUUUAAAAUAAAAACAAAAACACCA